AUGAACUUAAUGAACAAAAAGAAGUACGUAGUUCACUACCGUAACUUACAAUUCUACGUGCGCCACGGAAUGCGCGUAACGAAGGUCCACCGCGCGUUAAAGUUCCGUCAAGAGCCUUGGAUGCGGCCCUACAUAGACUUUAACACGCAAAAGCGCACAGCAGCCAAGAACGACUUUGAGAAGAACCUGUUUAAGCUUAUGAACAACUCAGUGUUUGGUAAGACAAUGGAGAACAUCCGCAAGCGGGUGUCGAUUAAGAUUGUAAAUACGCGUGAAGAGGCUAAGUCUUAUGUAUCCCAGCCAGGCUUUGUACGCUACGUAGACAUGCUUAACUUCUAUGUAAUUCACAUGAAGAAAGCCAAUCUCUUCUUAAAUAAGCCCGUUUACGCCGGCUUCACAGUGUUAGAGCUGUCUAAGUUGCUCAUGUAUGAGUUUUACUACGACAAAUUAAAACCAAAGUACGGUGACAAGUGCCGUUUAUUGUACACCGACACAGACUCACUAAUAAUGGAGAUUGAAACCCCCGACGUUUACGCGGACUGYCUUGAAGACAUUGACGAAUACGACACGUCCGGCUACCCAAAAGACCACCCACUUUACUCAGCUAAGAACAAGAAAGUUAUAGGAAAGAUGAAGGAUGAGGUGCUUGGCAGAGCAAUUGUAGAGUACGUUGGGUUAAAGCCAAAGAUGUACAGCGUCUUAAAGAGCGACGGCGCAGAUAAGAAGGCAAAAGGCGUAAAAAAGUACGUAGUUAAGAAGCGACUUACGCACCAAUCUUACUUAGAUGUCUUGAAUACCCAAAAGACGCAGCGCCACAACAUGAACUCCUUACGAUCGUAUGGCCACCAAAUACACAGCGUUACCCAGGAAAAGGUGUCGUUGUCAGCAUUCGACGGCAAGCGCUGGAUGUGCGACGACGGAAUUUACACGCACGCGUUUGGUAAUCACACRAUAAGCAGUUCUUCUUUGACGAACCCACGCGUGGGACCAUCAUGA
Messenger RNA from Actinia tenebrosa (Australian red waratah sea anemone), 996 nucleotides. RefSeq lists its product as uncharacterized. NCBI's taxonomy places the organism in Eukaryota, Metazoa, Cnidaria, Anthozoa, Actiniaria, Actiniidae. The record is from RefSeq and is a predicted model, not a curated record.